This is a messenger RNA of Myotis brandtii (Brandt's bat), 2488 nucleotides long. It is a transcript of the gene BAG4, whose product is annotated as BCL2-associated athanogene 4. Gene Ontology annotation, molecular function: protein-folding chaperone binding; adenyl-nucleotide exchange factor activity. Lineage: Eukaryota; Metazoa; Chordata; Mammalia; Chiroptera; Vespertilionidae. The coding region runs from base 70 to 1446 and encodes 458 amino acids. Gene Ontology annotation, biological process: protein stabilization. Gene Ontology annotation, cellular component: nucleus; membrane; cytosol. The record is from RefSeq and is a predicted model, not a curated record. The transcript is spliced from 5 exons.
GCUCGCUGGCUGGCGCCUGCGCAGUGGGCCGGUGUGGGGGGCGGGAAGCUCCUAGGGGCAGUAGAGCCUAUGUCGGCCCUAAGGCGCUCGGGCUAUGGCCCCAGUGAUGGUUCGUCUUAUGGCCGCUACUACGGGCCUGGGGGUGGAGAUGUGCCGGUGCACCCACCUCCGCCUUUAUAUCCUCCUCGUCCUGAACCUCCCCAGCCUCCCAUUUCCUGGCGGGUGCGCGGGGGCGGCCCGGCGGAGACCACCUGGCCGGGAGAAGGCGGAGGAGGCGAUGGCUACUAUCCCUCUGGAGGCACCUGGACGGAGCCGGGUCGAGCUGGGGGAAGCCACCAGGAGCAGCCACCAUAUCCUAGCUACAAUUCCAACUACUGGAACUCUGCCCGACCUAGGGCUCCUUACCCAACAAGUACAUAUCCUGUAAGACCGGAAAUGCAAGGCCAGAGUUUGAAUUCUUAUACAAAUGGAGCAUAUGGCCCACAAUACCCCACUGGCCCUGGAGCAAAUACUGCCUCAUACUCUGGGACUUAUUACACACCUGGAUAUUCUCAGACCAAUUACUCCACAGAGGUUCCAAGCACUUACCGUUCACCUGGCAACAGCCCAACCCCAGUCUCUCGUUGGAUGUAUCCCCAGCAGGACUGCCAGACUGAAGCACCUUCUCUUAGGGCGCAGGUUCCAGGAUAUCCUGCACCACAGAACCCUGGAAUGACCCUGCCCCAUUAUCCUUAUGGGGAUGAUAAUCGUAGUGUUCCACAGCCAGGACCAUCUGUACGACCACAGGAGGACUCAUGGGCUUCUCCUGAUGCUUAUGGAAUGGGAACCCGUUACCCCUGGCCUGCAGCUGCGCCCUCAGCACCACCUGGGAAUCUUUACAUGAGUGAAAGUAUUUCACCAUGGCCUAGCGGUGGCUCUCCUCAGCCACCUCCACCAUCACCACCACCCCAGCAGCCCAAGGAUUCCUCAUACCCCUAUAGCCAAUCAGAUCAAGGCAUGAACCGGCACAACUUUCCUUGCAAUGUCCAUCAGUAUGAGUCCUCGGGAACAGUGAACAGUGAUAAUUCAGAUCAUUUGGAUACCCAAGUCCAGUAUAGUGCGGAGCCUCAGCUGUAUGCUAACACCACCAAUGAACAUCCCAGCAAUCAAGAGCAAAGUAAUAAUCUUCCGGAAGAGUGUUUGCCUUCAGAUGAAGGUACUCCCCCAAGUAUUAAAAAAAUCAUACAAGUGAUGGAGAAGGUCCAAUAUCUUGAGCAAGAAGUAGAAGAGUUCAUAGGAAAAAAGACAGACAAAGCAUACUGGCUUCUGGAAGAGAUGCUAACCAAGGAACUUUUGGAACUGGAUUCAAUUGAAACUGGGGGCCAGGACUCUGUCCGACAGGCCAGGAAAGAGGCUGUUUGUAAAAUCCAGGCCAUACUGGAAAAAUUGGAAAAAAAAGGAUUAUGAAAAGAUUUAGAACAAAAGGGAAGCCUGUUACUAACUUGACCAAUACUCCUGAUUUUGGUUAUUUACCCUCCUUUUGAAAUGCCUGUUGAUGACAAGAAGCAAUACAUUCCAACUUUCUUUUGAUUUAAAACUUGAAAAACUGGUAAAGGACUUGGAAAAACAUUUUCGUUAUGAAUCGUUUUCAGACCAAUGAAUGUAAUAGGAAACUAUAGAGUUACCAAUAUUGCAAAGUAGGCUCCCUUCUUAAGAGAUUUAUGGAUAUCUGCAAGCUGUUUCUUAUCAGCAGGAGGGAAAUACACUUUAUGUAACAGGCUUAUCAGAAACCUACCAGAUGAGACUGGAUAUAAUCUGAGACAAACAGGUUUUUUAAAACAUCUGGAUUACUUGUCACAUUUUUGUACAUGUGACUGCUUUCAGCAUACACGUCAUGUGUAAUUACAGCUUGGACUUUAGCCUUGUGGGACCUCUGUUUUGUUUUGUUAUUGCAGUUCACAAAUAUAGUAUUCUUCUCUACGUCUUGGUACAUUUUGUAGUAAUAUGUUUAAUAUAAUUAUUCAAGAGACUAUAUUGACAGCCAGAUAGUAUGGUAUUUCUGAAUGAAUUUAUAUCUUUUCACCAUUUGAAUAUAUUGCAAUGUGUAGUGAGUUUCUGAGGUAAAUUGUCUUCUUUUUUGUAUAGAUCAUUAGGUUAGAGUUUUACCACUUCUACUUUUCAUGUUAAUAGCAGAAGGCGAUUUGGAAAUGGCAUGGGUAUAGAAAUGAAAAUGUUUGUGGCCAAUUUUUCUUUUUUGCUCUUUCAUUGUAUUUGGAUAAAGAUACACUUUAAAAUUUCCAUUUCCUACCCUUAAUUAUCUUUUUACUAGUGCUGCUUCCAUAUGCAGCAUUGUGAUAGGUACAUGAAAAAUUAAAUGCCACAGUGGGUAGAAAUAACUGUAAAAGUAAUAAACUAUUUGGAAAUGCUGUUCUCCAUCUAAAAAAUUAGUUUCACCAUCAAGAUCCCUACAAGCAGAUUUCAGUUCAGUUUAUAUUAAAAAACAAUGAGG